Plasmodium yoelii is the source of this 2811-nucleotide messenger RNA. RefSeq lists its product as uncharacterized. The record is from RefSeq and is a predicted model, not a curated record. Bases 1 to 2811 code for a protein of 936 amino acids. The transcript has a single exon. Gene Ontology annotation, molecular function: poly-pyrimidine tract binding; pre-mRNA 3'-splice site binding. Lineage: Eukaryota; Apicomplexa; Aconoidasida; Haemosporida; Plasmodiidae. Gene Ontology annotation, cellular component: U2AF complex; commitment complex; U2-type prespliceosome.
AUGGAAACUAUUGAAAAAAAACAAUAUAAUAGCUCAAAUGAAAAUGAUAAUACUUAUCAAGAUAACACAACAGAUGAUGAAGAAAGAAAAAGAAAAAGAUUAAUAGAAAAAAAAAGAAAAAUACAAUAUGAAAAGGAAAGGGGGAAAUAUCGAGAAAAAAAUAAAGAGAGAGAAGAAGAGGAGGAACACACCAAAUAUAAUGAAAAAAAACGUCAUAGAGAAAGAGAAAAACGAAUGAAAUAUGAAGAAAUGAAAAGAAAAAAACGAGAAGAAGAUACAAAUAGCGAUAGUAGUAGUAGUAGUGAUGAUAGAAGUAGUAGUAAUGAGUCAGAUAUCAAGGAUAAAAAAGAAUAUAUCGAAAAAAUGGAAAAACUGAGAAGAGAACGAAGAAGAGACAGAAGCAGGGACAGAAUCAGGGACAGAAGUAGAAACAGAAGUAGAGACAGAAGCAGAGACAGAGGCAGAGAUAAAUACAAACUUCGUGGAACAUAUACUAAUGUAGAAGUUCGUAUAAAGAGUAGUAAACAUAGGAAUAUAAGUUCAGAUGAUGAAAAAAUAAAAGAAAAUAAAAAACAUAAGAGGAGAGAAAGGGAUGAUAAUAAAACUAAAGAUAGUAAUAGUAGUGAUGAUUCUGAAGAGGAAAAAAAAAGUCGAGAAAUGAACGAAAAAAAAAGUCGAGAAAUGAACGAAAAAAAAAAAACCAUUGAAAAGAGGGAAGAAGAUGAAGAUGAAGAUGAAAAUGAAAGCGAAAAUAAGAAUGAAAAUAAAAAUAAAAAUGAAAAUAAAAAUAAAAGCGAAAGCGACGAUAGCAAUGAAGAAUCAGACCAAAGUAGCGUUAGAAGCAGUAGUGAGAGUGGAAGAGAACGAAAAAAAAUGCGAAGUCAUAGUAGAAGCUCUUAUAGAGAAAGAAGAAGAAGAAAACAUCGAAAUUCAGAUAAAAGAUCAAGAAGAGAUAGACAUAGAAGUAGUGAAAGGAGACGAAGAAAAAGAAGAAGAGAUCGAGAACGAGAUAGAGAAAGAGAUCGAAAAUAUAAACGUAGAGAAAGAAAUUAUAAAUUUGAUUCUCCUCCUGAUUCUGAAUCAGAUAAUAAUAAUAGUGAUAAUGAUAAAAAAAAAAAAAAAAAAAGUAAUUUUUCUUCUGAAAAUACCAAUAAUAAUAUCCUUGAAAAUAAUAAUUUACUUUUAAAUGCAACGAAUACAAUUUUAAGUAAUGCUGGAAAAAUUAUACCAAAUAUAAAUUUAAAUAAUCCAUCAUCAUUACUUAAUAUAUUUGCAUCUAAUUCAAGUCAAAGUGGUGAUAAUUUAAUUAUAAACCCUGGAAACAUAUUAUUGGAAGAAAAGAAAAAUAUAACAUUGAAUAAGAAUCCAUUAAAUUUACUUUUAAAUACACAAUCUUUGCAACAAUUAUAUAAAACAGCAUUUGGAAUUCCUGAAUUAGGAUUAUCAACAAUUGAUGCAAAUGCUGAAAAAACCGCUAGAGAAUUAUAUGUUGGAAAUAUUCCACAAAAUAUAGAUAUACAAGAAAUAGUGAAAUUUUUAAAUACAUGUUUAUUAAUAUUAUAUAAUAAAGAAAAUGAAAAUGAAAAUAUAUGUUUAAAAGCAUGUAUCCGUGGAGAUACAAGAUAUGCUUUUGUUGAAUUUAGAAGUUUACAAGAUACAUCAAAUUGUAUGUUAUUAAAUGGUAUCUAUUUUUAUACUAAUAAUCUUCGUAUAGGAAGACCAAAAACGUUUCCAAUAGAAUACACAAAACUUAUUCCACCUGCUACAAUUCCUACUAUAGAUACAUAUUAUUUAUCACAAGGGUUAGUAGGAAUUAAAGCUUUUGCUAUUUUUCAUCAAAAUAAAGAUGAAAAUAAAAAUGAAUAUCAUCAUCUUCCUGUUGAUAUGAUUAAGUUACAAAAAUUAUGUGUAUCAAAUAUUUCUAAAAAUAAUGAAACAAAUAAAAUUAAAGAAUUAUUAGAAGCAUUUGGAGAUAUUCAAACUUUUGAAUUUUUUGAAGGUGAAGAAAAUUCAGAUACUUAUAUAUGCCUUGUUGAAUAUAAUAAUAUAGAAAAUGCAAUACAGGCUCAUAAAAUAUUGAAUCAAAAUACUAGUUAUAAAAUACAAUUUGAAUAUGAGAUUCUAAAUGAUCCUACAAUUAAUCAGCUUGUUAAAAAGAAAUAUAUGCAAAAUAAAAAUUCAAUUCUUUCCCAACAGAUUCCAACAAAAGUUAUUGUUUUAAGUAAAAUUGCUACUUUUGAUGAAUUAUCAAAUCCGGAAGAUUAUAAAGAAAUUUCGGAAGAUAUAAAAAUAGAAUGUGAAAAAUAUGGGUCUGUUAUCGAAGUCGUUUUGCCCAUUGUUUCGUUAGAUACUUAUAACUACCUAACUAAAAAAUCGGAGCAAGAGGAAAGCAAAAUGGAGGAAAUGGAGGAAAGGAGCGAAAGCAAACUGGAUGGAGGCGAGCCUUCUCCUUGCAAAGUUAGUGAAACUGAUGAACAAUUUAAUUCCGAUCGUGUUGAAAAAGCAGAAGCAAAUAACCAAGAUGAACAAAUUGAUAAUGUUGAAGAGCAUCCAUAUUAUGAUCUUAGUUCUAUUGGAUGCGCUUUUAUUUAUUUUGAAACUAUCGAAGGCGCAACUAAAACAAGAAAAGAACUUAGUGGUAGGAAAUUUGGAGCCAAUAUUAUCGAAGCCAAUUAUUAUAGCGAAAAAAAAUUUAUUAUGAAAAAUUUUAAAAAUGUUAAAUAUAAUUUUAAAAAAUCACAUUCUUCUCUUUUUAACUUAAACUUGAAGUUAGGGAAUUGUGCGUAUUCUGAUGGAUCUGAUGAAGACUAG